Messenger RNA from Prunus armeniaca (apricot), 654 nucleotides. Lineage: Eukaryota; Viridiplantae; Streptophyta; Magnoliopsida; Rosales; Rosaceae. The record is from the annotation of a GenBank genome assembly.
AUGAAAUUCACUUCUUUUCAUCUUCAUCCUUAUCUUUGUCAAUCUCAGUUCAAUAUGGCGUGGACAUCUGAGCUCGUGCGAGGGACAUUUUGCGGGAGGCUUUUCUAUGGUGAAAGAACCCUAAAAUUAACCGAUUACGUGACCCUAACACACCAGCUCGCUCUUCGUGGCCUAACCAUCACCAUUUUAGUCACACCCAAAAACCUCCACUAUCUCAACCCCAUUCUCUCUACACACCCAACUUCAAUCCAAACAUUAGUCCUCCCUUUUCCACCUGACCAGCCCUCCAUUCCCGAGAAUCCCCAAAACGUCCCGAUACAAUCUGCUCCUGAUAUUGCAAACCCAUUGGGCAAACAAACGACCCCGUUUUGGAGUGGUUCAAAACCUACCCUUUUCCUCCUCCCACAGUUAUCAUUUCCAACUUCUUUCUUGGGCCUUGGACACAGCAAUUGGCCCAACAGCUCGGGAUCCGACGUCGUAUUAAGAGGGGUUGAAAGGCCUAGUAUGAAGCAAGUAGCCAUGGAGCUGGAAGAGAUCAUAAGCAAGGGAAGGCUAAUUACUUUCCGUCUCCCAAAGACACCGACCACUUACUUGGAUCUCUUGUUUACAUUGUUGAUCUUGAAGGGAAUGAUGGUGGUUCUAGUGGCAUUAUAA